CGAGUCUUCCACGCACACACUAGUAGAAUCAACUCCUUCAAAUUCUCCUUUGCAUCAUAUAUCGCUUUUGAUCUCCAUCGAUUGGAUCUCCUAAUCUUUGAAAUCCGUAAAUAGUGAAUCAUGGAUUUAAGUAAGUUCAAUCGUGAAGAGCUUACACUAUUGGGAGCUGGUGGUUGCACUAUGCUUUCACUGCACUUCACAUUUCAACUUGCUUCACAGCAUCUUUAUUACUGGAAAAACCCAAAGGAACAAAAAGCCAUAAUCAUCAUCAUUCUCAUGGCUCCUGUUUAUGCUGUUAACUCUUUUGUGGGUGUGCUUGAUGUCAAAGGAAGCAAACCAUUUUUUAUGCUUUUGGACUCUGUUAAGGAAUGCUACGAGGCUUUGGCCAUUGCUACGUUUCUGAGUUUACUUUAUAGUUACUUGAAUAUCUCCAUUAGCAAAAAUAUAGUUCCUGAUGAAAUUAAGGGAAGAGAAAUUCACCAUUCUUUCCCAAUGACUCUAUUCCAACCACGUACAACUCGUCUGAAUCACCAAACCCUAAAACUUCUAAAGCAGUGGACUUGGCAAUUUGUGAUCACACGGCCCACAUGUUCAUUUCUAAUGAUCGGUUUGCAGUUACUUGGAAUGUAUCCGAGUUGGCUAAGCUGGACGUUCACCAUUAUUCUCAAUGUUUCCUUUUAUGUGGCUAUGUAUUCUUUAGUUGUCUUUUACCAUGUUUUCGCAAAGGAAUUGGAGCCACACAAACCACUCGCUAAGUUUUUAUGCGUCAAAGGAAUUGUCUUCUUUUGCUUUUGGCAGGGAGUAUUGCUCGAAAUCCUAGUGAAAACGGGUGUAAUAAAAUCACAUCAUUAUUGGUUAGACGUUGAGCAUAUUGAAGAAGCUAUUCAAAAUGUUUUGGUGUGUGUUGAAAUGGUUGGAUUUUCGGUUAUUCAACAAUACGCGUUUCAUUUUGAGCCUUAUAGUGGAAAUGUCCAAUCGAUGUUGCAAAGGGGGAAGAAGAACGAGUGAUGUUUAAACUGUAUCAUUUUUGUUUUGAUUUUAUUUUGGUGUUAAAGUUAAUGUUGUACCAUUAUGUUUUCGAUUUGUUAACACAUUAGUUUUUAUAGAUUAGUGAUCUUCUCC
Messenger RNA from Lactuca virosa, 1122 nucleotides. Lineage: Eukaryota; Viridiplantae; Streptophyta; Magnoliopsida; Asterales; Asteraceae. The record is from the annotation of a GenBank genome assembly.